Messenger RNA from Heterobilharzia americana, 6543 nucleotides. Lineage: Eukaryota; Metazoa; Platyhelminthes; Trematoda; Strigeidida; Schistosomatidae. The record is from the annotation of a GenBank genome assembly.
AUGGUUGGAGUAUGCAGAACUUCCUCAGGUGAAUGCUUUAGUUUUACUUUGUCUAGUCUUUUGAGCCAAGUUGCUCUGUCAGAUACAAGUCGUUCCGAAACCAUUAUUUCCAGCAUUUUAGAUUGUGCUAGUAACCUCAUUGAUCAAAUAAAUGAGCUGUUACAGCAACCUAUUGAUCGCUUUGCUGCCGUUUCGGCUUUCCUUCGGCAACCAAAGAACCAAAAUACUGGUCCUGAUGCUGUGAAAUAUCAAAAUCAACAGCUUGCAGCAGAGCGACUAUGUACAUUCCUUGCUCCCUCAUUAAUUGGUCUCUUGAGAGGUGCUGCUCGGGGUGUCGCUCAUGUUAAUUCCCUCAGCUGUUAUAAGCCAAAUUUCCCCUAUUUUGUGGUUUCCCGGUUAUACCAGCCUUUCCAAACUUCUAAACAGACAGAUAGUGGUGGAUGGCAAGCUUCAAUGAAUUCAUGUUCCCAUAAACUGACAGAAGAAAACUACGAAUUCACUCUAAGUGUUUAUCCAUCCUUCUGUUGCAUAAUACCUCAUUCUCUGUGUCAUUCAUUACUUAUGACUACAAGUGAUACAGAUGUAGAACAUUCUGAUCUAUCAAAUGAUCAUGACUCGGUUAGUAGUUCAUGGUUCCAUCCUAGUGGAAGUGAAUAUUUACUCAGUCAAGUUGCAUCUGUGUAUGGCUCGCAUCUUCCCCAUCGUGCUGUGAUGAGUGAGGAUCAUCUUGGUAGCGGUGGCGUAUCACCAUUUUCUAGAUGUCUCACGUCUUAUAAUCCCUCUAGUAAUUUGACCAUCACAACGUUCACAUCUAGUCACCUGAGAUCUCUUGUGAAAAUGGCUUAUCAGUUAAUGAAUGAACGAUUCGCUAAGCGCUUGGAUGCAUUAGCAACUAACUUUUGGCCUUGUCGACCUAAAACUGGUCGUUAUCCUUACCGAUCAUUUGCUCAUUGCAUUAGGUUAUGUUGUCUGCUGCUCAUACGAGAUAUAUUUCGCAAUCCUAAGCAAGAAAUCAACGAUAAACUUUCAUCCAGUAUACAAAAUUUGAUGCUUGAAGUCUAUGCAAUAUGCCUAACUGAAGUGGCGCAUUUAUCAGCUGAAGCUGCCGUUCAAAAUGUCCGACCACAUUUUUCCAAUCCUGAGGAUGAUGAUGAUGAUGAUGGUACUAACGAAAACCAAGAACAACAAUUGUCAGGGUAUACAGACUGUUCACAAUCAGGCAAAGAAAAUGGUUUGCAUAAUAAAGUAAACCUGUCGAACAAACUGCAUAAUGGAUAUUCAAAUGACAAUGCGUCACCUGAUGAAUUUCACAGCUGUGAUGAUAAUGGGAACAAUUUGGCUGUUAUUUCAUCCAAAUCUGGUCAAAUUGUAUCGUCUUCAACUCCACCGACAAAUGAACUCAAGGUUAACUGUACCAAAGAAAUGCUGACUACAUCACGUUUACGUAUAUCCGGUGUUGAUGGAAUUGUUGCUGCUACUAGUAGUAAUGUUGCACUACCCACUACAUCAACUCUAAAACCCACAGAAAGCCUAUCACAAAGCGUCAGUGCUAACAAUACUAAUGUGGCAAUGGUAUCAAAUGAUCGAGUUGAGAGUUCAGCGAAUGCUUUAUUUGCUUUUGAUCUAGUCACGGCUACAACAGCUGCUUGUAUACAAAUUCUAACAAAAUCAAUUAAAGAUAUGGGAGAUUCUGAAAGUUUAUUGAUUCGUCUGCUGGAUCGUAUUGCCAAGGGGAUUGAUUUGAAAUUUGUUAUCCACUCAGAUCGUGUAUUGGAACCGACAACAAAUAGUUCAUCAAAAAGUUUCACUAUGCCAUCUGUAUUUGGUGUACAGAAUCUACGCGGGCAUUUUACCAUACCACAACGUCGUGUAUCUACACAAGCCGGUGUAAAUCUAUCCAAGCCAAUUAUGAAUAAUUAUUCCUCAUCUUUUCCUGAUUCCUCAUCAACUACCGUUACAGCUACAAUGACUAACAGUCGUAAACCACGCCAUAGACCUCAUCUUACACAUUUAGUCUGUAGUGCUGGUUUAUUAGUUGUUGUAUUGGAUAGUGUUGGCCAGUUAACUCAACGUUUUCCACAUUUAGGUAAAGCUAGCUUGGAUGCUUUAAUCGACUUCUUGUUGAAUCCAAGCCCAGUGAUGAGUAGGCUAAAUCGACAGAUUGAUAGACUGAAACAUUCUAAAGCUGGAAUAUUAAUAAUCAUUGAAACAAUGAGGAAAACAAAUUCAUCUGCUUCACUUCCCGUAUAUGAAGCACAGCUAACUGAAUUAUACAAAAUUGAACGUCAUUUAACCUAUUACAAUCGUAUACUGGAGCAUAUACGAGGUGCAGCUAUUGAAAGCCUCUGUCGUAUUUUGCUUCUCAAUCCGAGCUUCAUUGAAACAUUCCUAGCUGAUCUGUCGUGUAGAAUUUUCAAUGCAGCUGAAAGUGAUAGCCGACAAACCAGAGAUAUCAACUUAAUGUAUUUGAAUGCUGUUUAUUGCCUUGGUCAUAUGGGUGUGGCUUUAGCUGAGGUGCCUCAAACUCAAGAAUUGAUCUUACAAUUCUUACAACAGAAUUUAAAUCCAGCAAAACUUUUACCAGAAUUAGAGAUUAAAUCAAUGGAACAAUUGGGUUGUAUGGUGAUUGGUGGAUCUUCGGUAGUUCAUGAUCAGAUUAUGGAUAUACUAACUGCUAUUCGUGUACGACGGACUCGAGAAAUGACAUUGAAUCCACAGAUGCAAAAUUCUCGGUUAAGGCAUUUAUCAGAGGCUAUUAUCAAUGUGUUCGCAAAUAUAUCAACGUUUGUUCAAGGUCAAGCAAAAUUGAAAAAGUUACUACAUCGUCUGCUAGAACAUUAUGUGCAUGUUGAUAUGGAAAUCGAUCAAGACUCGAAGAAUAGUUCACAUACAACUGCAGCUCACUGUCUCGGACAACUGAUUCCUGUGAUAGCAAUUAUUUUAAGACGUUUACCACCAAUACAAAAUCCUAACCAGCGUCUGCUGAAAUUGUUCAGAGAAUUUUGGUUAUAUGUUACAGUUAUGGGGUUUGCUGAUCCUAAUUCAACUGUAUGGCCUGUUGAAUAUUAUCAUGGUCUUUGUGAAAUUGCAACCAAAUCCCCUGUUUUAUUGCUGAAGGACUCCCUACGCGCGGAGCUACAACAAAGCGCUGCACUGAGCGCAAGAAAUUUAUCUCAAACUGACGUAAGUGAUAUCCGCAACAAAUUAUGCGUCCUUCUGGAUAAUAAUGCUGAAACAACUUCAUUAAUUAAUCGGAUGAGUGUUACACAGUGUAUAUAUUUAAUGGCUGUUUAUAGAUUGGAAUCAUUAUGUAUUGCACAUUCUGCUGAUCCUGAAGCACUUCAUCGACUGUUCAUGUAUUUGGAGGACAAUAUUAUUAUAAAGGAUAAAUUUGGUAUGUGGACAUGUAUUUCUCAAGUGGCUGUUCGUAUAUUCACACGUUAUCUUGCUCAAAUGAAAGCCAAGCCAUUGGAUACCGAACGUGAGUCGAUCAUGGAUAUGCAUGCUCAGUUUCUGUUGGUCACAUUUACGCGUAUACAUAAAAGUCUACGUAUUGUAGCCGAUGAAUUUCUUAGCAUGUUAGCUAAAGAUUUCCCACAUGUUAUGUGGAGUGGACGUGUAUUGUUCACUAUGCUGGAUGCUGCUCAAUUAUUAUCACAGUCUCUAGAAGUGGAUCCUAAUCAUACUGCUCCUGUCUACAAUGUACCGGGUACAAAUUUCAAAUUGAUAACAACAGACAGUCUACCUGUGCGUGAAAAAAUGUUGACUGAUUUUGUCAAACGUUGUAAAGGCAUUAUUGAAGUUGGCUUACAAUGGGCACCGAACUUAGUUCGAUCCCACUUGAUCAAUUAUAUGCUGGAGUUACAACAUCCUGGAACUGAUCUACCUCAGCAUACUGGUCUUGCAUUGGCUACAGAAUCUGUAUUGAACUAUGCUGGAUUUAAUCGGGCCGCAUCUUCUCUUGGUUUCAAUGGAUUUUGGUUUGGAGAGUCAAUUGUGGUAUUAUUAACAAUUGGGACUAAUGCACUUGAAAAACGACCGACUUGUGCUAAGUUGGAUUCAUCAAAUUUUAUGUACAAUCUGAUAUUACGCAAUCGCUUCUUGGGUGAAGCAUCUGGAAUGCUACGAUGUUCUGACGAUCCAAUGAAACUUGUUAACAAAAUGAUUAGAGAUUUGGAUGCUGCAUGUAUUCAUGCUUCACGUUUGUGUAAAUCCCUAACUAACCUAGAAGAAUCACAACCAAGGCAAAUGAAACCUCAUUUAAACAAUGAACCACAAGCUACUGCAGUUGAUCCAAUCACUGAACAAAUUAAACGACUACAACACCAAAAGUCCAUUGCAUUAGAUGUUGUACAAGCUUGCCUAUUUCGUAUGGCUGCCCUACUAGUAAUGCAUAAGUCCUACCAUGAUCCAGUUGCUAAUAAGAUCAACUUAAUCGAAGAAGAUACUACGGGGGGUGGCGAUGAUGAAAGAGACGAAGGCGGAGAAGAAGAUGAUGUUGGUGAAGACAAUGUUGAUAACUUUGAUGAUGAUAAUGAUGAUGAGGAUAAUGACGAGGACACUAGUGAAGAUGAAGAUGACAUAAGAGAUGACGAAGAAGAGGAUGGAUCAUCUGAACGAGAGAAACAAUCAAGACGUCGGUAUCAUAAGUUUCAUCGUCAUCUUCAGUAUGGUGGCUCUGUUAUGAAAAGGUUAUUACGUAAACCGACUACUUCAACCUCUCGAUAUAAUACUUUGAAUGCUUCAGUCAGUACUACAACAGCUGCCAGUUAUCCUAUCGCCUCAGCUACACAAACUACCAACGAUGCACAAAAUGUCAGGGGAAUUAGUGUUACGCAAACUAGUAAAACAGGUUCAAAGCAGGUAUAUGUUAUGAAUGGGGAUUGUGCAAGACGAUUGUUACAAGAGGUAUGUCAUUCACCUCUCAGGCUAUUCACUACAGAAAUGUUGGAAAAUGCUUUAGCUUGUUGGCAAUGGUUAGUUGUUGGUCGACCCCAGUUGAUUAUACAGCUUCUGAAUGAACUAAGCGAUGCUUGGCAAGCAACAAUUCAUCGUCGUCUAGGCGUAUUCUCUGUACACAAUGCAGAUGAUGGCGAAGUUCUACCUUUAGUUGUAUCAGAUCAAUUGAAAUAUAGUCCACCUAAGUGUAACACUGGUCCACAUCAUCUAUGGUCACAGUUUUUCAGUGAACGACUGUAUGUUGCUCAAUCAUCAAGUCAAGAACAAUUGGAUAUCUUUUUUGAUUUGUUGCAAAAAACACUCGCUGGUGAAAUAUCUUCAUUAGAUAAAAGCGUACAGUCCGUGCAAGGUGGUGUUGCGCAGUCUACUAGUGGUAGCAGUCAUCAACAACGCCAUCCACGUUAUGAGAAUGUAUCGGCAAUUAUACAUGGACGUUUAACUAGUAAUGUGGCUGCAUUAGGUGUACGUUGCCGACUUGUGGAAAUGUGUUUAAGCCUGUUACAGAAUACUGGAUUCAAGCCUACCCCUUCUGGAUCCCGUGGGAUUUCGGCUGAAGAAUUAUCUACUGGUGCCGGUGGUACUACAACAGCGGGGGGAGGAGGAGGUGGCGGUGGAAUGGGUAGUAGUGCUGGGAGUGUAGUAAGUGCUGGUGGGAGGACAGGAGGAAGUAAUGGAAGUCAGUGCCCAGCCGAUACUGGUUAUUUAUUCCCAUUGGCUAGAAUUGCUCUCCGAGAGAAAGCAUAUGCAGCUAUAUUGAACUAUUUCACAGUGAAACCACAGUAUCCAAUGAAAGAAGACGCUGAUUUAUCCGAUGAAUUGAAAGCACUUAGUCGUCUUUGGAGUUUAAUGCAAGCUGAACGUAAAUACUUAAGUACACGUAUGAUAGAAACUGAAAUGGAUGCACUGUUGGAAGCUGUUGGUCGUGGAGUAGGCGAUGUUGGUAGUGGUGAUUUCACCAAUGAUAUUGAUGCAACUAUAAAUCGUCACGAUCAGUUAUUGAUGAAUACACUUGAAUUCGGUGGUCGUAGUGUUAGUAGUGCACUUGGUGCGUCGAUCAAUACACUAAGCUUCCCCACUAAUCCUGUCUCUAAUCCAACAUUCAAUGCAACCAGUUCAUCUCCGAAUAUGCGACAUGGGAAUUCGUAUAUUUAUACUGAAUCAUCUAUCACGCCGAAUACACCAACAGUACAAACGUCAGCAACUAUUACUACUACUGGUGGUGGUGGUACCCUGCCAAGAUUACGUUCACAGGUUAUGCUUCUAACCGAUCAACCAUUAGAACGUCCUGGUGUUGGUUCACUUAUUCUACCGUCUGCUUUAAAUUCAACAACUUCAUCAACACUUCAAAAUGCCGCUGUUCUGGCUGGAAGUAAUAUUGCGCACUCAGUUGUAUCGAAGCGUUCAUCAGCUACUGGAGGUAAACAAAGCGUCAGAACAAGUGGAGAAAAUUAUUUGAAACAAAUAUUCCUACAGAAACGUGAAUUAAUUUUAAUACUAUUGGCUUCUGAGAUUGAACGCCUUUGCUUACCACGCCAAUUUCAGCGCGGAGCUUAUAAACCUUCGGAAAUCGUUGAUGUAAGUUGA